AUGGAUCUUAGAAAAUUCUUCUCAGUGGCUACGUCUCAACAGGAACAGGAUGAACAUGAUGCCCAAAGACAAAGUGAAAUUGGUGAGAUUGAGAAAGAACAAGGUGAAUGUUCGAACGUUGAGAUAGAGACUACUGCUGAACAGUUCCCCAAUCAACCUUAUCAACCUGAUGAUGUGAGUUGCAUCCCAGUUCAAACACUCCAGAACCGUAAGCUUAAGUUUCAGCACAAGUGGUUCAAAGACUUCCCAUGGCUUCAUUUCGAUCAGAGCAUAGGUGGGGUACUUUGCCACUGUUGUACUAGUGCUUCUCGGCAAAAUCUUACUCAGCUUGCCCGCUGUUCAGAUGAGGCUUUUGUGUCAAAGGGAUUUCGCAACUGGAAGAAGAGCACAGAGAAAUUUAGACAACAUGAAAAGUCGACCACUCACAAGCUUGCUUCUGAAAAUCUAAAAUUUCGAAGAAUCCAAACUGAUACCAAUGUGCAACUCGACUCUAGACUUCGAGAAGAACAACAUACCGCACGGUCAGCUCUUCUAAAGAUCAUUACCUCAUUGCAGUUUUUAGCCCAACAGGGUCUUGCCAUUAGAGGAAAAGAUGCGUUGGAUGGUAACUUCCAGAAACUAUUGCAGUUGCGGGCUGAUGAUGAUGACAAUCUGAAAAGAUGGCUAACAAGGAAGACUACUUUUACAGGUGGUGACAUUCAGAACGAAAUUUUGCAGUUAAUGGGCCAUGCUGUUUUGAGGGAUAUCUGCAGUGAUGUGAACAAAAUGUCUACACAGUUUGGAAUCAUAAUUGAUGGAACGCAAGACAUUCAGGGCAAUGAACAGGAGAGUGUGUGCGUGCGUUAUGUUGAUGAUUCGUUUGUUGUUCAGGAGGAAAUGCUAGGCCUCUACCAGGUUUCCUCAACAAGUGGGGAAUCACUUUCUAAGAUGCUGCAGGAUGCCCUGAUACGACUGCAACUGCCUAUAGAACACCUUAGAGCACAAACGUAUGACGGGGCAAGCAACAUGUCUGGAAAAUACAAAGGAUGUCAAGCAGAGAUUAAAAAAAUACAACCGAUGGCAAGUUACUUUCACUGCGGAGCCCAUGUGACACACCUCAUCACUUCCAAAGCACUGCAAACUGCACCAUAUAUAAGGAAUGCCCUUGGAUAUGUACAGGAACUCGGCAACCUAUAUAACAGCUCUGGAAAGUUCAAACACCUGUACUUGAAUCUACAUUCUGCUGACACUGAUAAUCCUUCCCCUACAAGACUAAAGCCAAUAUGCCCAACUCGCUGGUUAACGCAUUCAGCUGCAGUUAAAUCGGUUUUGCAGAAUUUUGAAGCCGUAUUGGAUGCCCUUCAUGAAGCAGCUGAAGACUUUGGGACAAACACUUCAUCAAGAGCUAGCGGCCUUCAUAGUUGUCUUUCGUCUGGAAAAUGCAUUCUUGGAUUGUUUACAGCUUUACCUGUUAUCCAGUGCCUUGAACACUUUAAUAGGGCUCUCCAAGGAACAGAUAAGACAGUUUCUGGGAUGCUUGAUGCAGCAGAAGUAACAAGGCGUAAUCUACUCACCCUUCGUUGUGUUCAACAAUUUAGGGAGGUCUUUGAAGCAACAGAACAACUACUCAUACAGUGCAACCUAGAACCAGUAACUCUUCCACGUAAGCGCAAACUUCCAAAAAGACACGAUGAUGGAGCUACCCAAGAGUACACUGCCAACUCUGCAGAGGAAUUGUACAGAGUGGAUUUCUUCAAGGUCAUUGACAGUGCAAUUUCUAACUUAAAAGACUACUUCACAUCCACUGACCUCAUCUUGUAUAAGGACUUAAGCGACGUGCUACUUACUGGGUCCGUUCAGCCACAUACAAUUCGUAAGUAUCCUGAACUCACGGAUUCUCUACAGCAACAAUUGGCCUUCUUUCGGAAUCAGUUUAGUGGAUCAUCCGUUGAGGACUACCGAAAGAUCUUUUUGGCAAUGGUGCCGGAAGUCCGUAGAAUGUUCCCUCAAGUUGAACAGUUGCUCAGGCUUCUUCUCAUCUCCCCAGCAAGUUCAUGUGUAGCUUAA
Messenger RNA from Asterias rubens (European starfish), 2046 nucleotides. Its product is annotated as zinc finger MYM-type protein 1-like. The record is from RefSeq and is a predicted model, not a curated record. The transcript has a single exon. NCBI's taxonomy places the organism in Eukaryota, Metazoa, Echinodermata, Asteroidea, Forcipulatida, Asteriidae. Bases 1 to 2046 code for a protein of 681 amino acids.